Molecule: messenger RNA, 906 nt
Organism: Daphnia pulex (common water flea)
Lineage: Eukaryota; Metazoa; Arthropoda; Branchiopoda; Diplostraca; Daphniidae
Product: superoxide dismutase [Cu-Zn]-like
Exons: 4
Coding region: 322-774 (150 amino acids)
Biological process (GO): removal of superoxide radicals
Molecular function (GO): copper ion binding; superoxide dismutase activity
Source: RefSeq, a predicted model, not a curated record
AUGGGCGAUAAAACCGAGCAAUUGCCCACGGCCAACCACUCUACACACCUGACUUGGCAGCCAAAGUUUUCCAAUUUUACUCGUAAGGCUUUCAUAUAUUUUUCUAUUGAAGAAUAAAUCGUUUUUAACACGUUGAAGACGUAAUGUUAACGCAUACACGCCGUUGGCGGAAACAACGUCGACAAACGAGUCUACGAGAAACUUUCCCUGUUAGCAUAUUCAUUUGUUCAACUGCAUAUCAAUUGGUUCUGUCUUGGCAAGCGCUAUCGCCAAUACUAUUAAAAGUCUAAACUAUAUUCCUUUGUUACUCGUACAUAAAUAAUGGCUUCCGCUGUCUGUGUGUUGUUGGGUGAAAAAGUGAAAGGCGUUUUACACUUCGAACAACAGGGGGAUAUUCUUAACAUCACCGGUGAAGUGACUGGACUUACACCUGGCGAUCAUGGGUUUCAUAUCCAUGAGUUUGGCGAUUACACCAAUGGUUGCAUGUCUGCUGGGCCACACUUUAAUCCGACUGCUUCCGAACAUGGUAGUCCAUUUGAUGAGAUCCGGCAUGUUGGGGAUUGCGGGAAUCUUGUUGCUGAUGAAUCGGGAGUCGCCAAAGUCAAUAUCAAGGAUUGUUUAAUGACACUAUCGGGUCCAUUUGGAAUAAUUGGCCGCACCGCUGUGGUGCAUGCUGAUCGUGAUGAUUUAGGAAAAGGUGGGCAUGAACAAAGCAAACUCACCGGAAAUGCUGGCGCUCGCGUUGCUUGUGGUAUUGUUGGCGUGGGAAAAUAGUUUUCCCGAUGUCAAAUUUUAUUCAUAAGAUAUUAAGUUUAUCAGAUAGCCACAAGUCAUUCAUGAAUCAAGAACGUAACUAAUUAUUUGGCUUUGCUUAUAAUCUGGAUCAAUUAAAUGUUGAAAAAUGGA